Hyla sarda is the source of this 1165-nucleotide messenger RNA. RefSeq names its product inner mitochondrial membrane peptidase subunit 1 (gene IMMP1L). The coding region runs from base 577 to 1074 and encodes 165 amino acids. Gene Ontology annotation, cellular component: membrane; mitochondrial inner membrane peptidase complex. The record is from RefSeq and is a predicted model, not a curated record. The transcript has 6 exons. Gene Ontology annotation, molecular function: serine-type endopeptidase activity. NCBI's taxonomy places the organism in Eukaryota, Metazoa, Chordata, Amphibia, Anura, Hylidae.
CUACAUGAGGUCCCUGGUAGGAUUAAACUUGAUUUGUAGCUGUAGGAUUUCUUAACAGAUGUAUUAUUGGGCAGGGAAUAGAGAGCCCACCAGCACGGUGAAAUUGGAACACGACUGGCGUUCUGGGGAAGUCUGCUGCCUGCUAAAACAGCAGCUGCAUGUGGAUUUGACUUCUUUCAGGUGAAGCUCCUUCCAGUCACUUGGAAAGGAUGGGAUGAAAAAGAACGUCGGUGAUAAUUUUGAUGUCUGCAAGAUUUAGUACCAGUGUAAUGGGAUUAUCAGUAACACCUUCAGCGCAGGAAAAAGCCACCUGGCGCUUUAACUGGCAGUAACUGCAAACUAAUCCGUUCCCAUCUCUUGGAUGUCAUUCAUGAGGCUCGAAGCGAUUUCCACCCCGCGUGCUGUGAUUAAUUUUAUAAACAUCACAAAAAAAUCAUGUGACGGAGAGGACAGCAAAUGUAUUCAUAGGAGAAUAUGGUUUAUGUCUUGGCCUCUGGCAAGAAAUGCUACAACUUUCUUUACUUCCUGCUGCAUACUGAAACAGGACAGAGAUUAUUACAAUAAAGAACACCCAGUAUGAUAAGAAAAGUGUUGGGGAAGACACUGGGCUUCCUGGGAUAUGCUGUUCAGUAUGGCUGCAUAGCUCAUUGUACAUUUGAAUAUCUUGGAGAGAUAGUAAUUUGUUCUGGGCCAUCGAUGGAACCAACCAUAAAGGAUUAUGAUAUCUUAGUUUGUGAGAACUUGAGUCGACACCUUUUUUCAAUUCACAAGGGUGAUAUUAUAAUUGCGAAGAGUCCGAACAAGCCAAGCAUUAACAUCUGCAAAAGGGUAAUUGGAUUGGAAGGUGACAAAGUCUGUACUAGCAGCCCAUCAGAUUUCAUCAAGAGGCACACAUAUGUACCCAAGGGCCAUGUUUGGUUAGAAGGCGACAAUCUAGAAAACUCUACAGACUCGAGAAGCUAUGGACCAGUUCCCUAUGCCUUGAUCAGGGGACGAGUUUGUCUAAGGCUUUGGCCUUUUAGUUCCUUUGGGCAUCUACAGGAUAAUCCUAAUGGACGUGUAAUAAAAGAUUGACCAUGGAUGGCUGUAUUUUUAUUUUAUAACCCCCUAGAGAUGAUUUUAAUUUAUUAAUGAUAUAGGUUGAUUUCUAAUAAAGUAUUUCUGC